GAUUUAAAUGGACGUACUCCUGUGCGGCGUCAGAAACAACAAUGGGUCACAGUAUACCAUCCUACUUGUUGCUGUUUGCAGUAUUCAUGCACGAUGUGAACGGCUGUAGGCGACAAACCCCAACGACGGAGUAUGUGAUUGUGCCAGCCCCAGAACCGUUCUGCCCGAACAUCACCUCUGUGCACUACACAGCUCCAGGGAAAGUAACAGCUGUUGUUAGUUGGUCUACUGUCACAACAAAAAAUACGAUCAGGCAAACUGAAGGCCAACGGUCAGGGUCAGCGUUACCUGAGGGCACGUACAGAGUAACUUACAAAACCACAAACGGGGGUGGAUCAUCACAAUGCAGUGUGUCAUUUAUUGUGAAGACUCGCAGGUGUCGAAUCUUGCACAGCCCAAGGCAUGGGAGUGUUGAAUGCAUCCAAGGAGUAAAGUACGGAGACAACUGCACAUACUCUUGUGAUCGAGGCUUCGAACUGAGAGGGUCAUCCGAAAACACCUGUAGUUACAAUCUUACGUGGGAACAUGAGCCACCAACCUGUACAUUGACAAGCUGUAACAAUCUUACAAUUGUGACAAACGGCCUUCUCUUCGACUGUGAUGAUGGCAGUAACUACGGCAGCACCUGCAUCGUCAGGUGCAACACUACGGGGGGAUAUGCAGCCACUAGAGAUCGAACCACACGCUGCGAUGGAGCAAGUUGGUCAACGAUCGAUUUUCAAUGUUCAGAUGUUGAGGAUCCUGUCUUCACAAAAUGCCCAUCGCAGACCAUCCAUCAACAAGCAGCGCACGGCCAAUACGUAACGGCUGUGACCUGGCCGCAGAUCAUUGCCACUGACAACUCUGGUAACGUUCCCUCCAUCCUGCCGUUGGGUGGGUACAAUCGGACUUCUGGUUUGUUUCCUCCUGGGGUUCAUCUUGUAUCAUUUGAUGCUGAGGAUGACACAGGAAAUAAAGCAACACAGUGUACCUUUGCAGUGAACAUCGAAGCCCCGGAGUGUUAUCCCCCUGAGUUGGAAGGAGAGUACCUGAUCAUGCCCGCCUGCAAUCCUCCCUUCUACCUGGGUUCCGUCUGUACGGUUAACUGCCGCUAUGAUUUACCGGUAGAAGGCAAUAACUACAUCACCUGCAGGGAGACUCCGGGCAGCAGCCGUGUCCAGUAUUGGGACUGGGGGCAGCAUGACACGCCUCCUAAGAGCAAACCAUUCUGCAAAGUUGAACAGUGCCCAGAUCUACGACAUCCAGAUAACGGUGCACUCUCAUGUUCUGAAUUUGCAAGCCAGCGGAUCUGCUACCUACACUGUAACACUGACUACGAUGUACCAAAUGUCAAGUAUGAUUAUGAGUUUCGAUGCACCAGCGAUGAUACAGGAACAGCAGCAUGGAAUGGCGGACACUAUCUUCUGGUUUCUGAAUGCACAAAGAUACUGCCAUUUCUCAGGCAUCGGAGACGACUUCCGGUCUAUCUGUGGUAUAAUGGUACGUGUGAAGGAUCCAAGGAUAACAUAAAGACAAGUUUUGUACUGAGGGCGAAAUCCACCAUGAACCCUAUCUGUCUUGGGUAUGGCGCAACUCAUUGCCUUCCACAUAAUGUGAAAGUUUACUGUGAUAGCACACGCAGACGCCGUGAUACAGCUGAAAUAUUGAUGAGUGAUACCUUAAACAAAAAGCAAACAACCAGACAAAGAAGACGCAAACGGUCAGAACAGGAAUUACUGAAGCGUUUAGGACGAUCUCCCACAUUGAACUAUAUUGCCUUUGAUAUAGACGUUGAACUUUCUGACAACCCAGCUUUAUCUGACACCGAUCAAACAGCACAAGCAACUAACGUUCUUGACAGUCUGUUCCAAGCUUUAAAUGGAGACAGUUCUUUUACUGUGAAUGGGGAGGUGAUCAGCCCUCUGGGGAUGGUGUCCUUGGGAGAUCAACCACUGUGUAGUGACGGGUAUACCAAGCCUAGAGUGUCUGAAGAAGGAUGUGUGCCAUGUCCUAAAGGCAGUUAUUACAAGGAAGAGCUUUGUGAGUUAUGUCCUGUUGGAUACUACCAGGACACGACAGGUUCAACUGACUGCAAGAAAUGUCCGACUGGCUUCUCAAGUCUCAAAGAGGGCAGUUCCAAUGAAACUCAGUGUUUGGCGAUGUGUGGACCAGGUCAUGUUUCUCCAACUGGGCUGGUCCCAUGUUCAAGUUGUUCAAGGGGAACAUUCCAGCCAGAUACCGGGAACAAAUCAUGUACAGCCUGUCCCCAAGGGUUCACUACUGAGACGACAGCGUCAAUCACCCAGAUGGACUGCAUUGCUCGUGACAUUACAAUGGAGGGACCUGUGACAGUCAACAUGACGUCUGUCACACAAUCUGACGUCUGCGAGUUCACCUUGGGAAUGUGGGUCAAGGUCGAAACACAGGGUAACCAGGCUGAGUUUGAGGUCUUCCGCGAUGAAGCUGGAACAACUCUCCGACUUCAACUAUCAUCUGACAUACAAGUCAACACAGAGAGUGACAACACGGUUCUUCAAGAUGUUCUGACACAGGCCUGGACCCAAGUUACAAUUGUUUGGACCACCGAAAAGGUCACUAUCUUUACAAACGGACAGGGGAGAUGGGAAGGACAGGUGACAUCCGCUUGUCCUAUUCCUGCGCAAUCAAAGAUGAGAAUCACAGUAGGAACUAACGUCUAUAUACAUCUCCGUGGAUUGGUCGUUGUUCCCUCCGUUGACGUUGCGCACGCAUCCAGGCUGGCGUCCUCUUGCUCGGCGUUGUUGUCUGGAUCUGUUUUUGCAGUGGACCAUCUGGACAUGGUUCAAAUUUCCAAGGUCUUCGAAGCUACCCCUUCAACAUGUAAUGAUACAGAAGUAUGCGCUGACUGUGGAGAAAACGGACGGUGCUACCUGUCUUUACCGGGAUCGGCUUACUGUGUGUGCCACGGGGGGUACACAGGACCUCAGUGUCUGACCCCUCCAGACCAGUGUGUCGACAAUGAGUGUGCCCAGGGAUCUACCUGCGCCCCGGGGUCGGGAGAGGACGCCGUGUACACAUGCAACUGCCCUUCUGGGGCCACAGGGAGACUAUGUGAAGCUUAUUUACCUGACGGGGAGUGGAGCAUGUGGGAGGAAUGGGGGUCGUGUUCCGUGACAUGUGGGCAUGGUCAGCGGACUAGGAGCCGAUACUGUGACAGUCUCCAAGACGGCACCAAACCAUGUGUGGGCAAUGCAACCCUGGAGUCCGUGUGCCAAAUACGGCCAUGCCCAGACUGCCGGGAGGAGGACUUGUUCGGUCAAAUCAACUUAAACGAUGUCUGCCAGUCAACUGGGGGCAACCUGAGCUGCACUACUGGUUGUCCUGUUGGUCUGGUGCCAUCACAGGAUGACAUGGAGUACAAGUGCACAGAAGGUGUCUGGACACCAGGACGGGUAGUCCACUCAUGUACAGAACCAGAGGCCCCGCUAACAGUUCAGGUGGAGUAUAACGUGGUGUAUGCAGAUGGAGUUUCCUACUCUACCGUGAGUUCCUCCCUGGCUUGGGUGGCAGCUGGCUUCUCAUGUGUGGGAGAGGGAAUGUGCAAGUGGAAGAGUCACCUUAAAGAUUGUGAUGAAAAUAUCAGAAUCUGUUCAGACAACAAUGGAAAAAUACUCGGGGUAUUGACAUUGUACAUUGACAUACCCCCCGGUGUCCUUGAUGUCACGCAGUUGCAGAAGGACAGUGAUCUGUUGCCGUACACAGCAGAGAUACUAUCCCCCAAUGGCGGGUAUGUUCAUUACACAAACGAGACUAACUCACCCGCACACCGUGACCUUGAGGUGAAGGUCGACAAUGGCGUCCUUGUGUGCCCCUAUAUGUACUCACAGGAAGCGGACUGUGUGCCAGUGACAGACACCAUGGCAAGCAUCCUGGCAGCUUGGAACAAACUAGACAUGGCCAACUCAGAGGUCAGAGCCGCUGGCUACAGUAACUUCAGCAUCGGUCUUCCUGGUAACGUGCCGGAACCUUUCCUUCUGGUGUUUCAGAAUGUCACGUGCAACAUCGGGAGCAUCCCUGGUAGCUUCUUCUGCUUGAAGUGUCCAGCUGGUACCUAUUUCACUGACGGUCGCUGCGAGUCGUGUCCCCUGGGUUUCUAUCAGGACGUGAGAGGACAGUCUGAGUGUAAAGCUUGUCCUGGCUUCCGUACGAGCCUUGAGGUCGGGAUUUCAGAACAAAGCAUGUGCAGUGCCCCAGAGCAAUCUGAUCAGCAACUCCUUGUGACCAGUGGUCAGAAUACGCUGACCAUUUUCAACAUGAUCUCGCUGACCCCAGAGACAUUGACCCUAGAUAUCACCACCGGCAGCAUCUCCAAACUCGUCUACAGCGCCACCGACGACUUCUUCUACUACAGCACGUUAGCUCCAGCUACGAUCAGGAAAAUGAAGCGAGAUGGAAGUCAGUCGAAAUUAAUACUUUCCACUGAAGGUCAAGAGAUCACAGGUUUGGCUGUGGACGACAGGUCUCGGAUUGUCUUCUUUACCGUGAAUAGUGGUGGCCUCAUUGGUGUGUCCGCUGACCACGGGGGUGUCAUUUUAGUGCUAUCUGGACUAGAUGAACCACGUGACCUUGUACUUCACCAAGAGAAAUUCGUGAUGUAUUGGGCUGAGGGGAACAAAAUAAUGCAGCUCAAAUAUGGAGAUACUUCAAGAACAGUUGUCCUCGAGGAAGAAUAUCCUGUCAAGCAGCUCAGUCUCAACACUGAAGUGGAGAGAUUGAUGUGGUUCGCUAAUGGCAGUUUGAUGAGUGGUGACACUGACGGCACUGGCGUUACCAUCCUGGUCGACAAUGCCAGUGACCUCUACGGACAAAUGAACAGCUACUACUUCUACGUCGAUAUCAACUCAAAGUUGAUCCGGGUGAACGACGACGGCGUCAAUAGAGCCGAGGUGUCGUCACUGCCACUGUUUGUCACCAGUGUCUCCGUCAUCUCGACACUUCAAACUGAUCUUGGGCGACUAGAGUGUUCACUGGGUGUCCACAACUGCACUGGUUUGUGUUGGCAGACCAGUCAUUACAUGGCCAAGUGCACCUGAAAUGCUACAAGACAUGUUUUUUCUUUCCAUAUGCUUCUGAUCAGCGUCGGCUAUGAUAACAUAGCGGUACGCUAACUAUGCACAUGAAAUAAAAUGUAAUACGUAAAUAAG
Messenger RNA from Haliotis rufescens (red abalone), 5162 nucleotides. RefSeq lists its product as uncharacterized. The coding region runs from base 42 to 5051 and encodes 1669 amino acids. The transcript is spliced from 29 exons. The record is from RefSeq and is a predicted model, not a curated record. NCBI's taxonomy places the organism in Eukaryota, Metazoa, Mollusca, Gastropoda, Lepetellida, Haliotidae.